Molecule: messenger RNA, 1092 nt
Organism: Dioscorea cayenensis subsp. rotundata (Guinea yam)
Lineage: Eukaryota; Viridiplantae; Streptophyta; Magnoliopsida; Dioscoreales; Dioscoreaceae
Product: probable ATP synthase 24 kDa subunit, mitochondrial
Exons: 7
Coding region: 135-866 (243 amino acids)
Biological process (GO): pollen development
Source: RefSeq, a predicted model, not a curated record
AAAAUACAUAUUGCCUCGAGAUUCGUACAAAGGCAUGCCAUCCAACGGCUGUAAAUGAGAGAAAAGCAUAACACUACAGAAACCAAAGGCUCGCAACCCUUCUGGUCCGACGACGACGACGAGAGGAUUCGAUCAUGGCGAUGGCCGCCCGCCUUCUCUCCCGUUCCAAACAGUUGUAUGCUGGCCGUUCUGUCUUCCAAUAUGAGCAUGCUGUACCUGUUCGUUAUUUUGCCAAAGAGGCUGCUCCACCUUCUCAAACGCCCCUUAAAGGAGAUGAAAUGUUGAAGGGCAUCUUUUAUGAAGUAAAGAAUAAAUUUGAGACAGCUCUUGGAAUACUUCGGACAGAGAAGAUCACAAUUGAUCCUGAUGAUCCUGCUGCAGUGUCUCAAUAUUCCAAGGUUAUGAAGACUGUCAGAGAAAAGGCGGAUCUAUUCUCAGAAUCUCAACGGAUAAAGUAUACUAUUCAACAACGGACACAAGAUAUUCCUGAUGCUCGGACCUAUCUAUUGACCCUUCAAGAGAUUCGAGUAAAGAGUGGACUCACAGAUGAUAUAGGUGCCGAGACUAUGAUGAUGGAAGCACUAGACAAAGUUGAGAAAGAUAUUAAGAAGCCGCUUUUAAGGUCUGAUAAGAAAAACAUGGCUAUCCUUUUGGCUGAGUUUGACAAAAUCAACAAGAAGCUUGGUAUUCGUAAGGAAGAUCUUCCCAAGUAUGAGGAGGAAUUGGAACUUAAAAUUGCUAAAGUGCAGCUGCAAGAGUUGAAAAAGGAUGCUAUGGAGGCAAUGGAUACUCAACUAAAAAGGGAAGAAUUCAAGGAUGAGGAGAUGGUGGAUGUUAAACAAUUGGACAUUCGGAACUUCAUCUGAGAUUAUGAUCUUGUAUGGUGCCUUAAUUCAAGACAUCACUUGCUGUUUGCUUUAAAAUUUUUCCUUUAUAGACUGUUUUUCGGUUUUCCGGCACUCUUGAAAUCUAUUGAAGUUUACUGUCGAAAAUUCGGUUUCAAGUUGUAAUAAUUUGUGAUUCUGGCAAUACACUCCUGCAGACUUUUAGUCUUUUUCAUUACUGACCCCUUAACAAUUAAGUUUUAUGUAA